This is a messenger RNA of Encephalitozoon intestinalis ATCC 50506, 993 nucleotides long. RefSeq lists its product as uncharacterized. The coding region runs from base 1 to 993 and encodes 330 amino acids. The transcript has a single exon. NCBI's taxonomy places the organism in Eukaryota, Fungi, Microsporidia, Unikaryonidae. The record is from RefSeq and is a predicted model, not a curated record.
AUGGCAAGAGAAUACAAGGAGACGGUUUACAGCAUAUUGGCAUCUCUUUGUCUGGUGGGAGGGCUGUCCUUGGAAAGUUUUGUGUGUAAGACUGCAAAUUGUUCGUUUUUCCUGAGCUCUACUCUGUUUAUUUCAAUGGCUCUAACACUCCUCAGUCUUGCACACAUGGUAAGGACAAAGGCAAAAGUUACUCUUUUCUCUGCAUACAAAGGAUCUAUCAGUGCUUUGAUGGACAUUAUGAUUGUGUUCAUAUACACCAAGAUCUUGUGCACAAACUCCCUGUUCUUCUGUCUAUCCUUUUUAACAUAUCAGAUGACCGUGUCCAUUCUGACCUGCUUCACGUCCUUUUCCAGCUCUGGCUUCAUGGUUUGCAUAUGUGUCAUAUUUCUUUCCCCACUAUUUGACCUGUGGUUUGUGGAGGAACAUGGAUUCUCAAGAUCUCAGAUUCCGGACUUUAUGAAGUACUACAUCACAAACGGAUCUAUGAACAUAAUCUUUUUCAUCCCCAUAGUUGGGAUCAGGGUGAUGUUCGGAGAGUUUUUUGGGAGACUCGAGAAUAGAGAGUCGUCCACACUCUUCAACUCUCUGGGAAUGGUUGCAAUCGGAGCCAUAUUGGGGCUUAUUGAUAGAUCCGCAUUCUUGGAGGAAUUUCGCAAAAUGUAUCAGGUUUCUAUUCCAUUUGUUGUGUCAAACAUCAUGCUUGUAACGUCCUUGGCUAUCUUCAGAUGGAACAAGAACAUCAACUUUACCUCUGUAUAUCCACCUGUAUCGGUGCUGUCCAUUUUAGUAUCUGGACUGUUUUGUUACACCUCAGCACCCUUGUUCUGGAGGAAAACCAUUUUGGAAUGCUCGCUUAAUGCCCCGUAUCUUUUCUAUCUCCUCACGUUUUCUCUUUUCACCUUAUAUAUAAUCGUUGUGUAUAAGAGUAAUAUUGUCUCAAGGCCUGCCAGGGAUGGAUUCAUACCAGGAGUGACCUGGUGGCUUUGGGGAUAG